Notothenia coriiceps (black rockcod) is the source of this 1459-nucleotide messenger RNA. It is a transcript of the gene hyal3, whose product is annotated as hyaluronidase 3. Gene Ontology annotation, cellular component: acrosomal vesicle. NCBI's taxonomy places the organism in Eukaryota, Metazoa, Chordata, Actinopteri, Perciformes, Nototheniidae. The record is from RefSeq and is a predicted model, not a curated record. Gene Ontology annotation, molecular function: hyalurononglucosaminidase activity. Gene Ontology annotation, biological process: hyaluronan catabolic process; carbohydrate metabolic process.
CAAGGUGUCACCAAACAAAUGGCAUCUGAGCCUUUGAUUUCCUCCAUCAUCCAUCGAAAGGCUAGAGAAACCCACGAUAAGUGAAACUGAAUCAUUCAGAUAGAGAUGAGGAGAGGUAAUACACAUUUAAAAUACUGCUGGGCUGUUGUACCUACUCUGAAGUACCAGUAAAUGACAAUGUAGUAGCUUUUUCUUAUAUAGUAACACUCCUAUCCACUAGGUGGCAGACAAUUCCGCAGCAGCAACAUUUCCUCCUGUUACAGUAGAGGCAGGAUUAACGGUUAGAAACUGACCGUGGAACAGUUCACAUCGAUGAUUGUUAGCUGCUGUGUUCCCGCGUUGCUGGAAUCAACGCCGACCCCAGAUCAGCUUUCACUGAAACACGAGCACGGGAGGGAGAGCCCCGGCGACGAGCCGCGAGAAUAAAGAUGAAGGACCCGUCAGUGGCUGAGCAGCCAUGGUGCUGCUUCACCUCCCUCACCCCUUCUUCCUCCUCUUCUCUCUCACCCCUCUGUCCCCGGCCUCCCCCCAUGGAGACCCCCACAACCCCUUGCCUGCUGCAGCAGCAGAUUCGAUCCUGCAGCAGCGGCCCUUUGUUGUGGUGUGGAACCUGCCCACAGCUCAGUGUCACUCACGCUUCAACAUCCACCUGGACCUGAGAGCCUUCGACAUCGUGGAGAACCGAGAGCAGCGCUUCCUGGGACAGAAAAUGACUAUCUUCUACCGCGACCGCCUGGGGAAAUACCCCUACCUCUCCCGAGGCGGGGGGAAGGUCAACGGAGGGAUCCCUCAGCUCAGCGACCUCUCGGCUCACCUCUCCCUGGCGCUGUCGCAGAUGUCCUCCUCUCUGCAGCCAAACUUCAACGGGUUAGCUGUUAUCGACUGGGAAGACUGGCGGCCAUUGUGGGAGAGAAACUUUGGAACCAAGAUGGAGUAUCGCAGGCAGUCUAAGCUGCUGGUGAGACAGGAGAAACCAGAUUUGUCAGAAAGGGAAACGACAUUGUUGGCAAAGAAGACGUUUGAGGAGAGUGCUCGGAGGUUCAUGGGGGAGACGCUUCGAAUGGGGGUCACACAUCGCCCCGAGGGACUCUGGGGGUUUUAUGGUUUCCCUGCCUGCUAUAAUAAUCACAAGCAAAAGACAGAUCAAAGCUACACAGGACGCUGCCAUGCAGGAACCGAAGAGCAGAACGACCGUCUGUCCUGGCUCUGGAGUCAGUCCUCCGCUCUGUAUCCCAGCAUCUACCUGCCUCCAUGGCUGGAAGGGUCCACGGACGCAGCUCUGAUGGUCAGACACAGACUGCUGGAGGCUUUGAGGUUGUCGUCAGUUUGGCGCCAUGGCAACGAUACUAACCAAGCCACACCGGUCCUUCCAUACGCCAGGCUGCCAUUCUCACACACUCUCACUUUUCUUAAUAAAGUGUAUAUUUAUGUAGUUAAAAAGACCAGACUGCUGAAGUGA